CAGACCACAGCCAUUGCAAACAUUCAGAUCAAUCUAUAAUGGAGUGUAUUGGUCGUCUCUGUAUCUCUCUAUUUAUUCUCUCAGGUGGAGUUAAGACAUUUGAGGUGAUUGGACAUGAAGGUAGUGCUGUCAUCAUUAGGUGUACAUAUGAUUUGCUCUAUCAAAACAACAGCAAGUAUCUCUGCAAAGGACCAUUGACUAGUUGUUCCAGUAACAUAAAGGUAGAUAGUAAAACUAGCCCUGCACAAAAUGGAAGGUUCUCUCUCUAUGACAACUCAUCAGAGGGGAACUUCAUGGUGCUCAUCACUCCGCUGACUACUGAGGACAGUGGAGACUAUAGGUGUGUGGUGGAGAACGCUCCUCCUAAUACCACUACCCACAUACAGCUGGACGUUCAGAAAGCGUUGCGAGCUGUAAAUCCAAAAGCAAUGACUGGCCUUCAUGGAGGAAGUACUGAGGUAACCUGCCCUGGAUACCAACACAAAUCCAUCUACUUCUGCCACCACCAGAGGGAGUUUACCUGUUACAAACUUACUUCAAUUGCACCAAACAAUACAAAAAUAAAAGUAGUAUCCCCUGGUACAAAUGAAGGAAAGUACUCUGUGAACUUGCACCAGCUCACUGAAAGAGAUGCUGGAGAUUAUUGGUGUGGAGCAGGAACAAAUGGAUCAUACAGCUUCAUCACUCUGACCAAGAAGACUCAUCUCUCCAUUGAGACUCAGCUGAGUGGAUAUGAAGGUGGUGAAGUUCAGAUCAUCUGUCCAUAUCACCCUGAGGAUUCUGAGAAAAUCAAAUUCCUCUGUAAGGAUAAGUGCAACAAAAACAACAGGCCUCUCAUUAAAUCUCGGAAAAAUUCACAUACGGCCAUUCAUGGCAGAUUCUCUUUGCAUGAUAACACCACUGCUGGAGUUUUUACUGUUACCAUCACUGGACUAAAACUAGAGGAUUCUGGGAAAUACUGGUGUGGAACCAACAGAACUUCUGUGUCCAUAUUUGAUUACUACACAACACUGCAAGUGACACCAAAGCCAGCUCCAUUGAAAACACCGCCACCACCAUCAUCGUCAUCCUCAUCAUCUCCAUCCUCUUCCUUCACCACAUCCUCACGACCAUCAGCCAUACCUGCAUCUCCCCCACCCCCACCACCACCACCACCACAAACUUCACCACCAUCCAGAUCUGAUUCUGUCUCCACAGCUUCCUCAUCACCUGGUGCUGUUGUGGUUGUCUGUGUGGUUCUGACUGCUGCAGCUCUGCUGCUGUUGAUCAUUGUCUGCAUGCAGAGGAGAAAGAGGACAAGAGAGCGUUUAAAUGCUGCUGAUGGUGAAACAGCUGGCAACACACAGGUUCCACUGACAGACAGGACGUAUGAGGAGAUUAAGGACCCCAGAGCCCCACAACCGACUGAAGCCACAGACACCAACCCCAACACUGUUUAUGUCAUGGCUCAAUUACCCACAAUCCCAUCUGAUGACCCCACUUACUCCACUGCUCAAUUACCCACAAUUCCAUCUGCUGACCCCACUUACUCUACUGCUCAAUUACCCACAAUCCUAUCUGAUGGCCCCACAGGUUCCACUGCUGAAUUACCAACAAUCUUAUCUGCUGACCCCACAAACCCUUGUGAUGAUGGUACUUAUUCUCUUGCUAAAUUGCCCACAAGCCCCUCUGAUGAUAAUGCUUAUUCGUUUGCUCAAACACCCAUAAUAACCCAUUAUGAUGAUGGCACUUAUUCCUUUGCUAAAUUACCGACAAACCCUUCUGAUGAAGGUACCUAUUCUCUUGCUAAAUUACCCACAAGCCCCUGUGAUGACCCGACAUACUGUACUGCUGAGUUACCCAUAAGCUCCUGUGAUGAUGGGAACUAUUCUCUUGUUCAGCCACCAACAGACUCCUCUGAGAAUCCCUUAAACUGUACCACUGCAUUAUCCCCAAACCUCACUGCCGAACUGCUCAACAAUCCCUGAUGAUGCAAACUGUCCUAUUGAUGCCUGUAUUGAGAUCAAAGUAAUCAGAACAAUUUGAAAACAUUUAUUAUUGUCAAGCGACACUUAGACUGACCAUAGGCAGACUGACCCCACAUUGACCAUAUGAGCAGCACCCCCAAUGUGAGCCAGUCGCCCGGCUAACCCAUAGUCCCCAAUACACACCAGAAUGCUCCUUA
This is a messenger RNA of Alosa sapidissima (American shad), 2164 nucleotides long. RefSeq lists its product as uncharacterized. NCBI's taxonomy places the organism in Eukaryota, Metazoa, Chordata, Actinopteri, Clupeiformes, Clupeidae. The record is from RefSeq and is a predicted model, not a curated record. The transcript has 8 exons. The coding region runs from base 39 to 1967 and encodes 642 amino acids.